Molecule: messenger RNA, 1500 nt
Organism: Aspergillus ruber CBS 135680
Lineage: Eukaryota; Fungi; Ascomycota; Eurotiomycetes; Eurotiales; Aspergillaceae
Product: carbon-nitrogen hydrolase family protein
Exons: 5
Coding region: 348-1397 (349 amino acids)
Biological process (GO): cyanide catabolic process
Molecular function (GO): cyanide hydratase activity
Source: RefSeq, a predicted model, not a curated record
GAUUGUCGUGUUUUGUUUGCGCUUGUAUAACCACGAUGUGUUUGCUUCUCCGCGUUGAGCAAAUCCCGGACAUCAUGAGAUUGUGUUGCGUUUCUGGACCGUGCGGGGGCCUUACACCUUGUUGCUGUGUUUUGGAUGUUGGAGAUAUCCAUGAACAGGUAAAGGAUUAGAAAAAGAGCAGAGACCGAGCCCGGGAGAGCCGAGUGGAAUGAUGGUUGAGUAUGAACGGAGUUGAGGAUGAAGGGUAUAUAAGGAUGGAAAGGGAGCAAAUUUCUGAGUCUCAUCAUCAACUUAAUCACUUCAACUUCCACAAUAAUAAAAAUUCAGCCCGUCUUCAAACACUCGCAAUGGCUCCCGUUCUCAAGAAGUACAAGGCCGCCGCCGUCAACGCUGAACCCGGCUGGUUUAACUUGGAGGAAUCCGUCCGCCGGACCAUCCACUGGAUCAACGAAGCCGGUGAAGCUGGCUGCAAGUUCAUUGCCUUCCCGGAGCUCUGGAUUCCCGGCUACCCCUACUGGGCCUGGAAGGUGACCUACCAAGAGAGCCUCCCCCUCCUCAAGGCCUACCGCGAGAACAGUCUUGCCUCGGACUCAGAUGAGAUGCGCCAGAUCCGUGCUGCUGCCCGCACGAACAAGAUCUUCGUUUCUCUGGGCUACUCCGAGCUGGACUUGGCCAGCCUCUACACCACACAGGUGCUCAUCUCGCCCACGGGCGAGGUGAUUAACCACCGUCGUAAGAUCCGCGCUACUCACGUUGAGCGCCUUGUAUUUGGAGAUGGAACCGGUGACACUACCGAGUCUGUUGUACAGACUGAGAUUGGUCGUGUUGGACACUUGAACUGCUGGGAGAACAUGAACCCGUUUAUGAAGUCGUAUGCGGCUUCGCUGGGCGAGCAGGUUCAUGUUGCUGCUUGGCCUUUGUAUCCGGGUAAGGAGACGUUGAAGUAUCCGGAUCCGUUUACCAAUGUUGCUGAGGCGAACUGUGAUCUCGUGACUCCCGAGUAUGCCAUCGAAACCGGCACCUUCACCCUGGCUCCGUGGCAGACUAUCACGGCCGAAGGAAUCAAACUUAACACCCCUGCUGGUCGGGACUUGGAAGACCCUAACAUCUACAACGGCCAUGGCCGUAUCUUCGGCCCUGACGGUCAGAACUUGGUUCCUCACCCCGACAAGGAAUUUCAGGGUCUUCUUUACGUUGACAUCGACCUCGAUGAAUGCCACCUGUCCAAGUCGUUGGCUGAUUUUGGCGGUCACUACAUGCGCCCCGACCUUAUCCGCCUGCUUGUUGACACCAACCGCAAGGACCUGGUUGUCCGGGAAGACCGGGAGAAUGGAGGUGUUGCCUACACCAAAACCAUUGACCGGGUCGGAUUGACGGUUCCUUUGGAUGAAGAGUAAACUUACCACUUUAUACAGGGCUAGUUGAAUCUCCUCUCAUGUAUCAUGUAACAUAGAAACAUAGCAAUACAUUCUCUGCUACAAAGCUACACUUAGACUACAG